AUGUCGACGGUACUUGCUGCACGCCGGCAUGUCAAGGGUGUACGUUUUCACCCUACUGACACGGAGCUAAUCACCUAUCUUAAAAAGUUCUUCAAGAGUGAACGUUUUUCGAGUCAGUGCCCUAUCCAGUUUGCAGAUAUUUAUGGAGAUCAGCCGCCAUGGGAGAUAUUCGGAACUUCUGAAGAGAAAGUCCGCUACUAUAUUACUCCGUUGAAGAAGCGGAAGAGUGAACAUAUAAGGUAUUGUCGAACUUGCGCCAAUGGGACAUGGAAAGGCCAAACCAGUGAAUAUCCUAUAAGGGACCGUAAGAGAACUGUGGUAGGGUUUGGAAGAAAUUUCACGUUUCAAACUAAGGAACGGGAGCAAAACAAAACUUGGCUGAUGAAAGAAUAUUUCGUCGCGGAUGAUUUCUUCAGCGAGAACAAUAUUCCUAAAGAAGAUUAUGUCAUCAGCCGAAUCAAGAAGAAGGUAAAAGAUAAAAAGGUGAAGGAUAAUGGGGCAACUUAUAACAUGGAAGAACAAUAUGUUGCAGGAAUUAUCAAAGUUAUGUUGCAUGAACCAGCUGAUGAUCACUACUGCACAACAAAACCAACGGAAGAUCAAGUUAUGGAGGAGACUGAUCAAUGGGACUCCAUCAUCGACGAGGUUUGUGAUCAACAAGCUGAUGAAGUUGAGAAUACAACGUUCAACACUACCAUGGAGAACCAAAAUACAACAUGGAGCAGUACUACCUUGGAACAAGAAGCAUACGCACAACCUCUGAUUGGGAUUGAGCAAGUGCAAGGCGACGGAGCUAAUCAUGAGAAUGACAUUGAAAGCGGUGGAUUCUGGGAAACGAUAAGUGGAAUAUUGGGAGAUGCUACUAUUGAUAUUUCUGAUUAUUUGUAGCGGCUUGAUGAUGAUCAGUCAUCACUUCUCAUAGAUAUGAAUGG
Lycium barbarum (goji berry) is the source of this 932-nucleotide messenger RNA. Its product is annotated as NAC domain-containing protein 78-like. Gene Ontology annotation, molecular function: DNA binding. Gene Ontology annotation, biological process: system development; regulation of DNA-templated transcription. Bases 1 to 888 code for a protein of 295 amino acids. NCBI's taxonomy places the organism in Eukaryota, Viridiplantae, Streptophyta, Magnoliopsida, Solanales, Solanaceae. The transcript has a single exon. The record is from RefSeq and is a predicted model, not a curated record.